UUAUAGAUGAAUGAGGAUUCUUGAUGCAGCGCUGCCUGAGGGAUCGGAGAUCACGGCUGUUUAGCUUCAGCUUGCGCAGUUGUUCUUUACGCACUGAAAUUCAACAAAUAAAACACAAACGCAGCUGCUUGUUUACGGAAACAAUGGCUCUUAGCAGCUUGACCUUUCUCAGCACAAAGCAGGUUGUUUCUAAUGAGACUGAAGCUGUGUGUAAAUCCUCCAUCUGCUCCCUGCUGGGCGUCCAGUGUUACUCAGGUACAUCUAAUGGCAUUACAGCGGCGGAGCAACAGGUUUACCUUUAAGAGUCUCUCUGUGCUGAUUUCUGCACUCCAGCAUGCUGUUAUAUUACCAGACACAGGUUAUUUCACAAAGAAUGGCGCACAAGGACCAGAGAAAAGAGAGCUUCAGCAGUGUGUUUUAUCAGACCAAUGAAGGCCAAGACGGUCUGAUCCGUCCGAAGAAACUGACCAACCCAGUGCUGGAGUCCUGCAGCCGGAGAGGAUUACACCGUGAGCUCAUCAUCAGCCACAGAUGUGGUCUUCUGCCUGAAGAGAAGCCGGAGCUGAAGCGAGUGCUGGAACAUAGGAGACUGGAGCAAAACAGAGACCAAGAACAAGCCUCACAGUCGCCGUCUGACCUGGAGAAAGAGCUGAGCAAGAGACGCCAGAUACUGCAGGCGUAUGAGCAAGAAGAGCUGAGACGCAGAGAGGACCUACGAAACAUGCCGGAGUUUGUUCGAGUGCGAGAGAACCUGAGGCACAUCAGCAUCACAGGCUACUGAAUCCACGAUCAUGAUCCAUUUCCUCAAAGCGCUUCUAUAAGGAACUGAUUUUUGUGACUCACUGUCAAAAUUGUGUUCAGUCCACAUGAAAUAAUAAAGUGCAAAAAAAAAACUUUUCAAUCACCAUUCUGGGGGAACACGGCAGCUAAGUGGUUAGCACUAUCGCCUCACAGCAAGAAGGUUGCUGGUUCGAGUCCCAGCUGGGUCAGUUGGCAUUUCUGUGUGGAGUUUGCAUGUUCUCCCCGUGUUGGC
Molecule: messenger RNA, 1033 nt
Organism: Danio rerio (zebrafish)
Lineage: Eukaryota; Metazoa; Chordata; Actinopteri; Cypriniformes; Danionidae
Source: RefSeq, a predicted model, not a curated record